Messenger RNA from Nothobranchius furzeri (turquoise killifish), 4915 nucleotides. RefSeq names its product B-cell scaffold protein with ankyrin repeats. Gene Ontology annotation, molecular function: protein tyrosine kinase binding; signaling receptor binding. Gene Ontology annotation, biological process: B cell activation; negative regulation of B cell activation; negative regulation of phosphatidylinositol 3-kinase/protein kinase B signal transduction. The record is from RefSeq and is a predicted model, not a curated record. Lineage: Eukaryota; Metazoa; Chordata; Actinopteri; Cyprinodontiformes; Nothobranchiidae.
UGACGUAGAUCUGUCAGGAUUUUCUAAUCUUAAGCCGGGCGUACACUGUGCAACUUUUUCACUCGUAGCACUCAGCUUCAGCUCAAACUGUACGACUUCCUCGCAGGGCAGAUCUCACGAGUCAUGUGCUCACACUGCACGACCCAGUUCUCGGAAGCGACCUGACUGCUCACACUGUACGUCUGGUAGCAACACGUCGGCCCUAAAAAUAUGCUUAAAAUAGCAGUUUUUACACAACACGUCAGACUUUUUUGUCUUGUUUUGCCUGUUGUCCUUCGGGAGUGCUGCAGGAGGACACACAGCGAUUUAUGGGGGUUGGAUGAGGAAAACGAAAUAAAGAAAGUAAAUCUGUGUUUUGUGAUCAGUUUAAUUUCACAUGAACACAACAAACACACUUUCUUGACAAUCUUUGUGAGUAAAAAAAACAUGUAGAAAUUAAAACGAACGUGUGUUAUUAGGGAAAUAGCGGGGAGUGGUAUUGAUGCAGGAUUGCGCAUGCGCCGUGAGCGGUUCUGAUACAUUUUGGGUCGCAGCUGCUCGCAGUGCCGCUUCAGCAGUGUGAUACCCUCACGAGGGACGAGCAAAAUAUUAAACACGCCAGAAGUCCGUGCGAGCACACGAUUGCUGAUCGGUAGCUGGUCACGUGGUGUUAAUCGCCUCUCGUAACCCCCUGUACACUACACGACGCUUGGCGCAAAACUCGCCCCGAUCUCGUGGAUUCUCGCACGACUGGAAAAUCGGCUCAAAAAAGUGAAAAAGUCGCAGUGUGCGCCCGGCUUUAGAGUUUCACCGUCUAUUUUCUAUCAGAAGCUAAUGCAGGGGAUAGAUGUAGGAGACUAUUUUCAUGUUCAGCCUGUAUGACAAACUAUAGUAUAUAUUGAGUGACCAACUAUAAUAAGAAAUUAUCAUUUAAAAAUGUUUGUCCAGUGAACCACACCUUUAACAAUGGGCAUCAUGGUGUGUUCCAUUUACCUCAGAAAAAAAACAAUUACAACAUUGAUAAUUGGACUUUGACAAAAGAUUUAUUGAAAUUUUUUUUCCAGAUGAACAGAUGCUCAACACGCAUGACAUGAACAACACUGGUGAGUGGCUGCUUCUAUGUUUUUUCAUGUAUAAAAAAGGUUUUCUUGACCCUCAAUGAUAUAAAAUUCAAUUUCUAAUGUGAAAUCUUCUGAAAGGUCUUGAUUCGGUCUACAUUAAUUGAUCAUUUCUCCCAACCAAUUUCCAUAAUUAUUAUUAAUAUUUCCCUUGCAGGGUUAUGGGAGGCUGGUGCCUAUCUCCAGCAGACAACAGGCAGGAUCAUUUGUUUUGUGAUGGAGCAUUCAGGAACCAACAUUUUGUUCUGAAACAUGAAAUCUCUCAUUUUAAAGAGAACUAACAUUUACUGUUGCUUCAUUAUUUUAAUUUGAUGCCUUUUCAUUUUAUCUGAAAAUCCUUUUGGGCAGUAUUCACGGUUCAAAGGUGAGAAAACAUCAGAUUUAAACUGCCCUAUAUCUUUACCGCUGGCACCACCCUCAGGACACCUUUUGUAGCUUCACACUUGGUGGUUCACACUGACGACAUGGUCACAAACGUCCCGUUUUGUUUAGAACUCUCCUGUUUGUCAUUGUGCCACUAAUUAAAGCAGAUGCAGGUGUCACACAGCACGUGGUAUGUCCAGAUUAGGUCGCUGCAGACUCAGGAACAGAACAAAGUUGGUGUGAAACUGCACCCAUGGUUGAUCUCUCACUGAUGAGUCACCAGAUACACAGCAUGGGGGAUUUGCAUGAAGCAGAUUUCAGCUUUCACUGGCUGGUUUUUAUAUUUUAACCUUCAUUUGACUAUAAAUGACUGGUGCUGGUAGGAAGAUACCGUCUGAUGUGAGUCAGUUGUUUAGCAGGUGGCGGCGGUUAAUGAAGCCCUGAGCUUUUGCAUUUCUGUGUAAGUGCAACAGGUCAGAACAUCCGUUUUAUCCACGCUCACACCGGGGACAUUUACACCAGAUCGUUAGCUGUAGCACGCCUCAGGUUCUUGCACGCAAACUUAAUUAAACUCUGGUCAAGUCCGUGACCCAGACGCUUGGUUUUCUGGUUACCUGUCAGCUAGACGCUCACCUUUAAUAUUUGCCCUUUUCCUUCUCUGCUCACUUCCUUCUUAUUGUGUCAAACAACGAGCAAAGUCACAAAAGUGGGAUUUUAAUUUUUAGUUUUAGCAUCAACAGUAGGUUUUGGCUCAUUAUUGUGUGUUAGUGUCAUUAACACUCAUAUCAGUCAGUUUCUUCAGAUAUUUUUUUCCGACUGAACUAUCUAAACCAUAGAUGUUUUAACAAUCAGGUAUUUUGUGAUUUUUGCACGUUUGGGGAACUGAACUGAUCAGCACAACUGAAGCAGAAUUGUCAGAGCUUUUCACCAGAGCAGAGAGGUGUUUGUGCGUGGGGUUUUGAAGGUGUUAAUACAAUGACACAGCAGGAAACUCCCUCUUAUCUCAGCUGCAUUUGACUAUAGCCCUCCUGGUUUUCAUUCUACUGUGUGUCAGGACCUGCCAACAGGAGCACUGCUGUAGAAAUGAGCCAGCCAGGUAAACAACAGAGAUGAUCAACACUUAAAAUUAUACAUCUCGAUUAUUUCAUUUGUUUUUUAAUGUUCUAGUUAAGUUGGAUGACCAUUGUUCCAGAAAAUGAACGACUGUUGGUUUAUUUUAUUACUUGUUGACAGAGGAUUUGCUGAUCCUCUACGAGACAGAGGCAAAGCAGUGGGCGAGCUACCUCCUGUCCGUUUUUACUGGCCCAAUCCCAGAGGAUGGGAUCUGCUGCUAUGAUAUUUCUACAAUGUCCAGCCGACGGGACGACUUCCUGAGGCUGUCUAGCUACAAAUGCAAGCUCCUGAUCCUCACCGAGGGAAUGCUGGAGAGUCUUUGCCAGAUGCGACGCUUCUUCUUGUCCCGUGUGUUGAGUCCUGCAGCGUGCGUGGUCGUGCUGCUUUGUGGGGUGGACAGUCUGACCCCACUGCUGGAGCUGGUGCCCUUGGACGGCGAAGAAUGCCUGCAGAUCUCCAGUGAACAGGAUGCUCCUGACUACAUGGCCAGUGUGAUUGACAUUGUGAGAAAAGGGGCAUGUCGAACAUCUGGAUCAGAGCAGAAGGCCCAACAGAUGCACUCAUCUGGAGCAGACGGGGUCAGGUCCAACAUUGUGGUCAUUCCCUCAAGAGUUCCCUGCAGGAGCUGCACGGAGGUGUUUGUUCUUCUGAAAAACGAGGAGGCCGACGACGACUGUGAGGUGGAGUUCAGCGGUCGGAAUCAGAAAGUGAGAGUGAAGCCUGUUCGCUGGAAUGAGCGGAUCCUGUAUGUCGGCGCACCAGACUUUCCUGCAGGAAAUGUGAGGGUGACCGUCUACAGCAGUGGAAAGCCACUGUGCAGCUCACAGCUGCAGUACUACACGAGCAUUGAGGAACUCACCUGCCUUCUGUCAAACGUGGCAGACCCGGUACAGUUCAUGUGUCAGGCUCUCCAAGUUUCUUGUGCGGACAAGUUGGAUCAGAAGUUGUCCUCCAUGUUGCUGCAGGGCAUGCCCAAAGGAGGCUUUCAGGGACUGAGGAGUGAAAACACACAUGAAAGAGAUCUCCACCGUGAAGACGUACCCUCGUUCCUCCACUUUGCUGCUCGAUAUGGAUUCAGAGGUGUGUCUGGCCUGCUUCUACAGUGUCCAGGCGCUGAACGCGCUCUGCGCACGACCAAUUGCCAUGGACAGACUCCACCCGACAUUGCCAAAAGUCAUGGCCACAUGGAGCUUCAUGUCUUGUUAAAAGAGACAUUGAAAACGUUCAACACAGAUGGGGGCCGCAGUGAUGGCAGCAUCUAUGAGAUGAUGUGCAAUGCAGGUAUAAACCAACAGCCUCAAGAUGAGGACCAAAAGGGGGGUGAUGAUGAUCUCUACACGAUGCUAGGAAAGGACAAUGACUGUAAUUCUGUUGAAAUUCCAAAGAGAGCCAUGGUCCUUGCCAAUCGCCCGCCAGCACCUACACCCCGGCCUGAGGGUGUGCAGGUGAAGGACAGUAAAACCCCCUACAUCGCCCAAGUGUUCAAGAAGAAGAAGAAAACCCCAAGAGGAGGCUCUGAUGUGCAUUCUCUUUCCCCUACACAAACACCUAACCAAGAAACCAGCACCUACGAUACGUUUGUACCAAACCAGUUGCAAGGGCUUGAGAGGCUUGUGGAGCUGCAGCACCAGGUGAAGGCAGGUUCACUCACCAUGGACCAGGCUGUUGGUCACUUCAGGGACUGGCAGCGGGAUCAGAAAGGUGUGGACGCCAAGAAGGAGGAGAAGCGGAGUCACCUGAGAGCCAAUAUGAUCGACAACAGAGACAGCGGUGUCUAUGAUAAAAUCAACAUUGUUCAUCAGACGCCAAGUGCUACCGUCUAUCAGAGUCACAGAGGAAACCAACUGGAUUCGGAGUUUUACAGCAUGCCAGUGGGAGGACAGAGGAAACAUCGGAAAGCUGACAAGCGGUGAAUGUGUUUCAAAUGUAAUACUUUCAUUUAUUUAAAUUCCACUGAAAUGAAUACUUUCUGUAAUGUUUUACACAUUUAUAAGAUGUGUCAUGUAAACUAAGAUUUAAUUUUACUAGUGUUACUCUAUUUCCUUUGUAACUGUGGAAAAUAAGAAAUUUCAUGUGAAGUUAGAGAUUAUUCGCUGUGGAAGUGUAACCUUCCAGUGAAAAUAAAGAUGGCUUCCAGUGAUCAACACAGUGCAAUAUAUUUUAUUUAUUAUUUAGAAGUUCCAAAUGUGAUUGAGUGUAGUGGCUCUUAUCCUGGAUGUAAAACUGCCCAAAAAACUUUACUUUUAGCACUAACAACGAGCUAACAUGUGCGAACUAACACUAAAGUAAACCACGAACUAAAAGGAUCCACUAGCAACAAAGCCAGGUCACCAUCAGUCCAU